This is a messenger RNA of Xenia sp. Carnegie-2017, 1836 nucleotides long. RefSeq lists its product as uncharacterized. Gene Ontology annotation, molecular function: cysteine-type peptidase activity; zinc ion binding. Gene Ontology annotation, biological process: proteolysis. NCBI's taxonomy places the organism in Eukaryota, Metazoa, Cnidaria, Anthozoa, Malacalcyonacea, Xeniidae. The record is from RefSeq and is a predicted model, not a curated record. The transcript is spliced from 3 exons. Bases 79 to 1821 code for a protein of 580 amino acids.
CGAGAGCAAGCAUGGGAACGUUGGACAUCUAAAAAAGAUAAUGGAAUCGCAGACAACCGUGAAUUUAUAUUGGCUUUGAUGAGACAAUUGGCACGGGCAAGAACUGAGGAUGCAUACGAAAAUGCCCUGCAAAAAGUUAAAGACACUAGCGAGUGGAAGACCAAUAACAGCUUUAAAAGGUGGCUGGAAAACACGUGGAUAAGACACAAAAAGAGAUGGGUAUGGGCAUUCAGAAAAGAGCGUCUGCUUGUUUAUGUUAGCACAAACAAUGGGUUGGAAAGACAAAAUGGGGCUUUCAAACACCAGUAUUUACUGACUUUACGAAAGUAUUCUCUCAGCGCAAUGUUAACAAUUCUUGUAAAUGAAUUUCUUCCUGACAAAUACGAAAGCUACAUCAACGAAAAUACAAAAUGCUCCACAGCAUAUAAGCGUUAUAACAAACAGAUUCCAGAAUUUCUGCAUAAUCGUCCUAACUACCUUAUCGACCAUUGCAUGAAACGUCUUGUUUAUGCUGAAGAUGUACGUUCAAUCGCUUUGGUGGAUGACUCUAUGGGUGCAUUUUUAGUAACCAGUGAAAUGGGAAAGCACAACUAUCAUGUAUAUUUUAGGGCACCUCAUGACACAGAAAUACCUUGCUGCGAGUGUCUUGACUGGCAACGAAACUAUUUACCAUGCAAGCACUUAUUAGCGAUUAUUCAAAAUAAAAAAUUUACAAGUUGGGGAUGGAAAAACCUACCAACAGCAUAUAAAGAUUCUCCAUUUCUGACCUUAGAUGUCGAUAUAUUGUUCAAACCAAUUGAUCAUAUUUUGAAAAGAGUUGACGAUGCUCAGCAAGUUUGUGGUGCAGAAAGUUUUCAUGACCAAGAAAAAGAAACAGAAGAAGCUGACAUAAAACAAACUAUGACAGCUGUUCUACCUAAACCAGUGUUCCCAAAACGGACAGCUAUUACUAGGUGUUGUGAUCUGUUAUCUAGAAUAAAGAGUUUGGUCCACGAGUGUACUAAUUCAACUUCACUAGCCAGCCUGGAAAAGAGUCUUCAGUCUGCACUUCAGGAAUUUGAGAAUAACAGCAAUACUGAUUCAGGACUAGCACUUACAGCUCCUGACGCCGGGAAAACGUCAAUGAAACGUAAAAAAAGAACAUCAAAUAUCAGCAAGUCAACAACCAGCAAUCCUAAAAAGAAAGCCAGAUUAUCUAAUCUACCAUCUGCAAAAUUAAAGAAGAUACACCCAUACAAUAGAAGAGUUGGCCAACAUGCUGCAAUGAUGAGAAAAUUCUAUAAUAAAGACUUAUCUCUAGAGAAAAUGGAAACGCAAUCAUCCAGCAAAGAUACACAAACAAUUCCUUUCAUGCCAACUCCUCACACAGGUUUCACACCUCUCAUUACAGAAUCUUCAUCAAUCACCGCAAAACUAUUAAGGAAUGGACCACAUUCUGUAUCUCUGCUAGAAAUUAAAUCAUUAGAGCCAUUUUUGCACAGAGAAACACAGAUUUUACUUAGUAGCAUGAGUGAAAAACCUUUCAUACCUGGCUGGUUGUAUGAUGAAGUAAUCAAUUCAUUUUUCUGGUGUCUACAGGAAGAUCAUGAACAUGUUCUUUAUGCAGCAUCCACAUCAAUGCUUUCCUUGCAAAAUGGUGGUCAGGGAGGAAGACUUUGGUCUGAAAAGAGCAAUGAAAAAAAUCUCAUUAUAGCACCUUGGAACCCAACUCACUGUCACUGGACAUUGAUUGCCAUAGAUCUGCAACAGAGAAAUAUUUUUUAUGUUGAUCCAUUGAAUGCAGCUGAUGAUAUUAAAACAAGGCACAGAUGCAGAUUAUAGCAAAAUUCAUCCCUU